Messenger RNA from Phlebotomus papatasi, 1646 nucleotides. RefSeq names its product inositol polyphosphate 1-phosphatase (gene Ipp). The record is from RefSeq and is a predicted model, not a curated record. Gene Ontology annotation, molecular function: inositol-1,4-bisphosphate 1-phosphatase activity. Gene Ontology annotation, biological process: phosphatidylinositol phosphate biosynthetic process. The transcript is spliced from 3 exons. NCBI's taxonomy places the organism in Eukaryota, Metazoa, Arthropoda, Insecta, Diptera, Psychodidae. Bases 202 to 1296 code for a protein of 364 amino acids.
AUGGAUGUCUUCAGUCGUUCACAGAGCACGAAGAGAGAUGGUCGCGUGAGUGUCGCGUGCGCGGGUGUCAAGGCCACUGGAGCAAUCAACGAUCCGUGAGACAAAAACACAGCGAAAUUCAAGACAUAUCAUCAAUCAACAAGUUCAUUAAUCCGUUAGCUGAUAGAUUUCUCUCUCCUUGAGUGGGUGGCAGUGGUAAGGAUGUGUUCGGUGGAGUCACUGGUGCGGGCACUUGUGAAUGUGUCGGAGAAAGCGGGAAAUAUAGCCCGAUUGUGUCGUGAAAAUGAGGAUAUCUUUGGGCUGUUGGUGGCUGAGAAAACGCGGGAUGAGGCAAAUCCGCGAUUCGUGCGAGAUUUCAAGACACUGGCUGACGUCCUCAUCCAGGAGAUGGUCCGGCACGAUGUUGGCAAAGCGUUUCCGGAUCUGAAGGAGAACAUCCGCGGUGAGGAGAGUUCCACAUUCACCAAUUCACUGGGAGAGACAAUUACCGUAGAAGUGUGUGACAGCCUCGAGGAGACAGCAAAUCUAUUAGAAAAGGUGUUGAAUGGGAACAAAUUGGUGGCAGAUUUACUGGCUGCUGAAGUUCAUCGGGACAUCUGCACGGAGGAUGCACAGUGCAUUGAGGGCUUGAGUGCUGAGAUCACGGCAAGUGAUGUGGGCAUUUGGGUGGAUCCCAUUGAUGCCACAGCUGAAUACGUACAGGGAAAGGCUCGGGGUACAGCAGUGCCGAAUAUUCCGGCUUCUGGACUUCAAUGUGUCACUGUGCUUCUGGGUGUCUAUGAAAUUGAGUCUGGACGGGCAAUUGUUGGGGUAAUCAAUCAGCCGUUCUGCGUGGAGAGGGAUGAUGGUGGAUACAGUGGGAAAAUCUACUGGGGUGUGGCACUGGAUGGGGUGAAACGCACCAAUAUACCACAGCAGGAUGUUGGGGCGGAUGGGCGCAAGAAAGUGGCUAUUCUGUCUAGUGCGGAGAAUAAGAAGUAUAUCUACUAUCUGAGAGAUACACUGGGGUAUAGUAUUGUGUUCUCAGCGGGAGCCGGUCACAAGAUACUCAAAUUAAUUCUGGGUGAUGCUGAUCUCUAUCUCGUGAGCACUGGUUCCACGUACAAAUGGGAUACUUGUGGACCUCAAGCUAUUCUCCGGGCACUCGGUGGUGGACUAAUCAAUUUGCAGGAGACCAUCGAUACUAAGUCAGUCAUAGAGUUAUCCUACGUCAAAAGCUCAGGGAAGUGCAAUAUUGGAGGUGUUCUCGGAUUCCGGACACAUACUCAACUGAUGGAAUUCAGUAAAUUGCUGUAAAUUCACUCUCCCACUGUGGUAUACGAAAUAAUAAGAAAAAAAAUUUAUUCUUGUAGAAAAAAAAGGAUGUCUAAUCUUUGGCAUUAAAUGCCACAAGAAAAAGACACUUUUGUGGACACACAUCUCUCUUUUUUUGGUGUGGGUAGAAAAUUGAAAAAUUGUAAAUUAGCCAGAUCAAUCAUUUUUUCUGAUGUAUUUUAGACGUCCAUGGAACAGGCUAAAAGGGAUAAUAAUUCAUAGAGAUGAGCAUAAAAAUAAAACUCUGUAAUGUUGUGUAUAUUGUGUUGUGUGUUCAAUGGAAGCAAAUGCAAUUAUGUAAAAUAGACAAUAGAGUUUAUGUGAGGCACAAA